AUGGAGGCCUCAGGCACCCAGCGGAAGGGGCGAGCAGGCUCCCAGGAGGAGAAGCGGGAAGAGGCUGGGAGGGGGUGGGCUGGCAGGGCUGAGUGUGCCCUCUGCUCCACUGUCCCAGACAGAAGGUGGAGCUGCCCACACCCCCUACCAGCAGGACGCCUCUCACCUCCCUCUUCUCCUGUGUCCUCUCUAGGGUUCCCAGGAGGUGAAUUGCUCCCAAGAGUCUUCCCCCUGGUGUCCUGCGUGAGCUCCCCAUCCGAUGAGAGCACGGUGGCCCUGGGCUGCCUGGCCCAGGACUUCGUGCCCAAUUCUGUCAGCUUCUCCUGGAAGCUCAACAACAGCAUGGUCAGCAGCGAGAGAUUCUGGACCUUCCCCGCAGUCCUGAGGGGCGGCUUGUGGUUGGCCUCCUCUCAGGUGGCCCUGUCCUCCUCAAGCACCUUUCAAGGGCCAGAUGACUACCUGGUGUGCGAAGUCCAGCACCCCAAGGGAGGAAAGACCAUAGGGACCGUGAGGGUGGUCCCCAGAGCAUCGACUCCAACCCCGACCACAUUAGUGCCUUCUCUGAUAUCCAAGUCAGAGGGCUCCGACAAGGCCGUCAGCACUCAGAGCAGCCCAGCGCUGGCCACCAGCCACAGCCAGACAGAAGCCCGGACACUGGCAUGUCCAAAGGACCCCUACAGAGACUGUCAGAACCACACCCAGGCCCCCAGCGUCCACCUGCUGCCCCCAACCCCCCAGGGCCUCUGGCUCCUGGACAAGGCCGAGUUCACCUGCCUGGCCACGGGGCAGGCCCCGCCACUCGCCCGCUUCUCCUGGGAGGUGAACGGGCAGCCCCACAGCGGGGCCCUGGAGGAGGGGCCCACCUGGCACAUGAACGGCUCCUGGAGCCAGAGCAGCCGCCUGGUCCUGCCCAGGUCCCUGUGGGCCUCGGGCUCCAACGUCACCUGCACACUGAGCGGCCCCGGCCUGCGGUCGCCGGUGACCCUGAUGGCUCAGAGAGAACAUGCCGCCUCAGUGCCCAGCAAUCUGACCCUCCGCACUGUGACCACACCUGGCCCCUUCUCCCCUGCCUGGCUCCUGUGCGAGGUGUCCGGCUUCUCACCCGUGGACAUCCUCCUCACGUGGCUGGAGGGCCAGCAAGAAGUGGAGCCUUCCCAGUUUGCCACGGCGCACACCACGGCCCAGGCUGGGCACGCCUCAUUCCACACCUGGAGUGUCCUGCGGGUCUCCAGCCCCCUGAACCACACGGGGGCCACCUACACCUGUGUGGUCAGCCACGAGGCCUCCCGGACGCUCCUCAAUGGCAGCUGCAGCCUGGACACUGGUGGUCUGGCCACCUGGCCGCGCUGGAGCCAGGAUGAGAGCAGCAACGACGAAAUGGAUGUGGAGGAAGCCAGCCCACUUUGGCUCACCUUCCUGGCCCUCUUCCUCGUCACUGUGGUCUACGGCGGCUUCGUCACCUUCAUCAAGGUGAAGUAGCCCUGGAGAGCAGACGCCAGCUCCACAUGGACAGAACCUGGCCUCCAUGCUGCCUGCUGCUCCCGGAGGGCAGAGGAGCCCACACUGGACCCCACCCUGCGCACAGAGGCCAUGCGGCCCCACACUCGGUCCACCACAGAGCCCAGCCCCCAGCCCAAGAGGAGGGCAUCAUGGUGCAGAGAGGGGGCCCCCGGCUGGCCCUGCAGCCCCAGAGUCGGUGGUCUUGGCUGCAGCCACUCCCCCCCUCUGUGCCCACCAUCUGCUGCAUAAAGAGCUUUGGUCCUUCCUCCUGCCUCCCAUUUCUGUGCCCCAGCCCUCAGAUCUU
This is a messenger RNA of Bubalus bubalis (water buffalo), 1804 nucleotides long. RefSeq names its product immunoglobulin heavy constant delta. Lineage: Eukaryota; Metazoa; Chordata; Mammalia; Artiodactyla; Bovidae. The transcript has 8 exons. Bases 1 to 1479 code for a protein of 492 amino acids. The record is from RefSeq and is a predicted model, not a curated record.